AUGACAACGGCUGUCCAACCCAGCGAGCUGGUGUUUGAGUUUGCCAGCAAUGGGAUGGAUGAGAUCAAUCAGCUGGAUGACCCAUCUGUGUUUCCGGCAGUGAUUGUGGAGCAAGUUCCAGCUGCGGACCUGAUGCAGGUGUACUCUGGACUGGAGGCCAAUGAGGUGACCAACGGCAUCAUGGUGGAUUCCAUCCAAGAGGAGCCGAUCUUGGUGGGGGAUGUUGGACUUUCAGUGGAGACAACAGUGUCAGGGGCAGAGGACAACAUUGAGACAAUUGAGGCUGCAGAGGCUCUUCUCAACAUGGAGUCUCCAAACAACAUCCUGGAUGAGAAACGCAUGAUUCCUACAUACGGGACUCUGUUGGAGUCUGACCUGACAUACACUUCUCUGAGGCCAGAACAGCUAGCCAAUAGCUGCAUGGACGUGAACAUGGAUGAGGAGACAUCGUCCAUGGAUGAGAUUCCUCAAAAGACCCCCAAACCACCUAGAAAGAACAAAGUACGUAAACCGCGAGCAGCUCGGCCUUGUUCCCCCAUCACCACUCCUUCUCUGCCUCUAAAGAAAAAGAGCAAAGAGGGCAAAGGUAAUACCAUCUACCUGUGGGAGUUUCUUCUGGCUCUGCUGCAGGAUAAGAACACCUGUCCUAAAUACAUCAAAUGGACCCAGCGGGAGAAAGGCAUCUUUAAGCUGGUGGACUCUAAGGCUGUGUCCAAGUUAUGGGGCAAACACAAGAAUAAACCAGACAUGAACUAUGAGACCAUGGGCAGAGCUCUCAGGUAUUACUACCAACGUGGAAUCCUGGCCAAGGUUGAAGGGCAGCGUUUGGUCUACCAGUUUAAAGAAAUGCCCACCGACCUGGUUGUCAUUGAUGAGGAAGACAGCCAAGGUGGCGACACCAGUCCUGGGUAUGGAGGACAUCGUGCUAUUCCUCACAACAGGGGUCUGGGACGAGGGGCAUCACGGGCUCAGAGUAAGGGAUCUGGACACACACAGGUGAAGUCUGUGAAGAGAGAGCCCAGCCCUACUCUGUUUUACCAGAGUAGUGACGGCAAACAGGCUGAGCAACUGCUUCAGACGGUACAUGUCCUUCAGCCCAACCAAGGAGCGGCUGUUCCCGCACCCACUGUUAGAACUAUCAACAUGCCUAACAUGGUCUUAACAUCCGGAGCCCAAGGUGGUGGUCCCGUAACCCUGCAGACUGUUCCGCUCUCUUCAGUCCUGACCAAUGGGGACUCCAGCCAUUGCUCACCACCUAGAGUUAUCCUCCACACAGUGCCUUCCUCCAGCCCUGGGGGCAAGGAUGUCCUGACCAUCCAGACAGCCUCUCUAACCACUGCUGCAGGCAGCCUGCCAGAUGGCUUGCAGCCACAACAACUCCUAGUGACUAGCUUAGGGUCUACCGUCGGGGGAGGUAUUAGCACCACCGCUCAGGAGAACUCCCUCAGUUGCAUUCCACGGUUGGUCACCCUUAACGCUGCUGGGCAGCCUGUGGUGGCACAGCAGCCUGGCACAGUCAUCGCCACGGUGCUGAAGCCCAGCGAGCUACAGGGCCUGCAGAUGAAGGAGGAGCUGAUUGAUCCGCAGUACCUGUCCCUGGUUAACAGCACCCCCUACUGCAAAGAGGAAGAGGAGGCAGGAGCAGCUGAGCUGGGCUAUAGGACUGUGAUCAUUGGCGCGGCUCAGGAACCUGCCCAAGCUGUGAAUGGACAUUCAGAGACAGCUAUGCAGCUGACCAGCAGUCCCAGCGAAGGCCUCACCCCAGUGGAGGAAUUGGAGGUACGAGGAGAGAUGGCGUUGAGCCAGGAGCCGGUAGCCAAAGAGCUGCAGGGGCACCAAGACCAGCAGGAACUUCCCAUUACUAUUGAGCUCCCCACCUCCCACUUCAUUCAGGUUAAAACAGAACCGACUGAGACCUAG
Messenger RNA from Chanos chanos (milkfish), 1920 nucleotides. RefSeq names its product E74-like ETS transcription factor 1 (gene elf1). Gene Ontology annotation, biological process: cell differentiation; regulation of transcription by RNA polymerase II. Gene Ontology annotation, cellular component: nucleus. Gene Ontology annotation, molecular function: sequence-specific DNA binding; DNA-binding transcription factor activity, RNA polymerase II-specific. NCBI's taxonomy places the organism in Eukaryota, Metazoa, Chordata, Actinopteri, Gonorynchiformes, Chanidae. The transcript has 8 exons. Bases 1 to 1920 code for a protein of 639 amino acids. The record is from RefSeq and is a predicted model, not a curated record.